Gadus chalcogrammus (walleye pollock) is the source of this 1847-nucleotide messenger RNA. It is a transcript of the gene anp32e, whose product is annotated as acidic (leucine-rich) nuclear phosphoprotein 32 family, member E. NCBI's taxonomy places the organism in Eukaryota, Metazoa, Chordata, Actinopteri, Gadiformes, Gadidae. Gene Ontology annotation, biological process: regulation of apoptotic process. Gene Ontology annotation, molecular function: phosphatase inhibitor activity; histone binding. The transcript has 7 exons. The record is from RefSeq and is a predicted model, not a curated record. The coding region runs from base 150 to 911 and encodes 253 amino acids. Gene Ontology annotation, cellular component: nucleus.
GAGGUAGGCUGCGGAGCAACAUGGAGGUUCAGAUGUUGCUCAGCCGCCAUUGAAGCAGGAAGGCCACAGUGAUAGCGCGCCCAAAAACAGCCUUUUAUUUUUCAGUUUUCCUUUGUUGUUGCUUGUUUUAGGACUACUUUAGCUUUAAGAUGGACAUGAAGAAGCGCAUCAGCAUGGAGCUGGGGGACAGGGACCCCUCCGAGGUGCUGGAGCUUGACGUGCACAGCUGUCGGUCUGCCGACGGAGAGGUGGAAGGCCUGACCGACGAGUACAAGGAGCUGGAGUUCCUCAGUAUGGUCAGCGUGGGCCUCAGCUCGCUGGCCAAGCUACCGCCGCUGCCCAAGCUGCACAAGCUGGAGGUGAACAACAACGCCAUCUCCGGGGGUCUUGACGUGCUGGUGGCCAAGUGCCCCAGCCUGAGCUACCUCAACCUCUGUGGGAACAAGAUCAAGGACUUUGCUGCCCUGGAAGCCCUGCGGAACCUGAAGAGCCUCCAGAGGCUGGAGCUGAUUGGCUGCGAGGUGACGACCCUGGACGACUACCGGGCCAGCGUGUUCGACCUGCUGCCCCAGAUCGUGUACCUGGACGGGUACGACCCCGAGGACAACGAGGCCCCGGACUCGGAGGAGGAGGACGACGAUGAUGAGGCCGGUCCCACGGGGGAUGGGGAUGACGACGAUGAUGACGAUGAUGAGGAUGACGAGGGGUCAGACGGCGACGACGUCGGCCUGUCUUACCUGAUGAAGGACGGCAUUCAGGACGAAGAGGACGAUGACGACUACGUUGAGGAGGAUGAUGAUGAUGAGGGUGGAGCAGCAGCUGCAGCGGGGGUGCCGGCGGGGGAGAAGAGGAAGAGGGCCCCCGAGGACGAGGGCGAGGAUGACGACGACGAUGACGACGAUGACGAAUAGAUCCAGCAGGGGGCGCUGCUGGUCCUAUAAUUAUCUAGAUGUUACCAUAGAAACUGACCAGGGUUUUCCCACAACGUUUGUCUACAACAUGUUGUUUUUUUUAAUCAUUUGUGUGUGUGUGUGUGUGUGUGUGAGUGUGUGAGUGUGUGUGGGCGUGUUUGUGUGCGCGCGUGUGGAGCUACAGACACUGGGGGUUCUGAAACUGGAACUUUUACGCCACGUUUACACCGGUGCAACCAGUCAGGACACCGGUGGAACCGAAUCUCUUACUGGUUUACAAGAAAAAUCACUCAUCCUUCAGGUGACCCAGAUACUUCAAACCGGAGGCACAGAUUCACGUCUGAUUGGACCGUAAAACGUCCUCCAUCCCACCUAGGCCUGUCAAUCUGUCCGACUCUGAGUUCCUCUGCCGUACCCGCCCCCCACGGCGGGCAGAUUUCCGUUCAGAGUUCAGCAUUAACCCAAUCGCCUCCGACUCGUCCCUUCCCUGUCCUCCACGUUUUGGGUCCCAGCCCCGUCUAGCUCGCGUUGAGUUCCAGCCCCCCUCCGUGCCCUCCACCGUUCAGGUUCCAGAUACUUCCACCGCUUCAUAGACGACCUGUAAAUAGAGUUCUCUCCUUGUCAGUUAUUUUUGAUUUGCUCCCGUGUGUUUCCUGCCUCCUUUACACCGGGCCGUGGGCUAACGGAAACUUAGUCUUUCAAAGGGUUCUUUUAUUUUUUUAUUUUCUUGCCUUCAGAUUAUGUCAUGUCUGAGGUUUGUGUGUUGUAACCUUCUGGCAAGUGUUUUGGAAUAAAAAUCUAAAUGUUCGUCUUUGUUUGGUAUCGUAAAUGUGUGGCUUUUGGCAUCAUGUAUCUAAAAUGCUGGCCUGUUGCUGAAAAUGAUGUGUAUCCAAGUUCACUAAAAGUUGCUUUGUAUAAAAGCAUAUUCUAAAUUUA